CAGAAUCUCAAGUAUAAAACGCUGCAUUUCCCCCCCCUCGAUUGUAUCUUCCCAUCACAACACCAACACACCAUCCAUCAUGAAGCCAUCUCACAUCCUCCUCCUGCCAGCCUCGCUCGGCUUGGUCUCGGCCGCCGUCAUGCGCCGGGACCCUGAGCCCGCCAUCGUCGGGCGAGACCCGGAACCCCUUGGAAGACGGGAUCCCUUGGAUCCCCAGAUCUUCGGUCGUGACCCCGACCCCAAGGCCGACCCUGACCCCGUCGACCCUCAGAUCUUUGGUCGUGAUCCUGAGCCCAUGGCCGACCCUGAGCCUGUGGACCCCCAAGUCUUUGCCCGGGAUCCCGAGCCCAAGGCUGAUCCUGAGCCCAUCGACCCUCAGAUCUUUGGUCGAGACCCUGAGCCCAUCGACCCUCAGGUCUUUGCCCGGGAUCCCGAGCCCAUUGAUCCCCAGAUCUUUGGUCGAGAUCCUGAGCCCAUGGCCGACCCUGAACCCGUCGACCCUCAGAUCUUCGGUCGUGACCCCGACCCCAAGGCCGACCCUGACCCCGUCGACCCUCAGAUCUUUGGUCGGGAUCCUGAGCCCAUGGCCGACCCUGAGCCUGUGGACCCUCAAGUCUUUGCGCGGGAUCCCGAGCCCAAGGCUGAUCCUGAGCCUGUGGACCCUCAAGUCUUUGCUCGGGAACCUUAAGUGUGACCUUGGGCCAACAAAAGUCCUUUUACUCUCAGAAGUUCACCGUUCACGGUUUGGGGGUUCAGGGCAUUGAGCAAUAGUAUAUUCCUCCAUCGCGUUUCGACAUAGUUGCCGUUCGUCGGCUCGCUUGGCGGGAUCAAUCAUUUGUUCAGUUCAUGAUGACAAUCUCAUCCAGCUGUGAGCAACUGGAUGUUAUGAUGAUUUGUUUUUGCUUUCUUUAGGGGUUAGGAAACAUAGCAAUUACACUCUUUUAUAAUGUGGUAGUCGAGUCC
Molecule: messenger RNA, 963 nt
Organism: Ilyonectria robusta
Lineage: Eukaryota; Fungi; Ascomycota; Sordariomycetes; Hypocreales; Nectriaceae
Exons: 2
Coding region: 80-688 (202 amino acids)
Source: RefSeq, a predicted model, not a curated record